This is a messenger RNA of Bemisia tabaci, 713 nucleotides long. RefSeq lists its product as uncharacterized. Lineage: Eukaryota; Metazoa; Arthropoda; Insecta; Hemiptera; Aleyrodidae. The record is from RefSeq and is a predicted model, not a curated record.
ACUCAGUUGAUUGUGCUCCUCACGCCACGCAAGUAACUGAUAAGUUGUAUUCCAUUAGAUGCAGUGUUUUUAAUAUUAUAAAUAUUCACAGUCUUCCUUUUUUAAUAUAGUUUUCACAAUGAUGACACUUUUGUGUAUUUUCGUAGAGCUAGGAUUUCUGUAAAAAUGAGUUUACUAGUUUUCUUACAUUUUUUUAUUAUUCUCGCCUGCAUUCAAGAUGAAGACCAGGCAUGGGGCAUGGGCGCUCCAGAAACCGAUUACAAGGACUGGAAUAAAAUGAAAAACAUCUUGAAAGCGAUAGAUGAAUUUAAUAAAGGAGGUUCAAUUGACGAUCUCUACGAGGACCUCGCUGGAGACUUCGCGGACAACUCAACGCAUCAUACACAGUCUCAACAGUCAACAACAGUCAACAAUACGACAGUCUCAAGCGCAAAAAUACACACAUAUUCCGUAAGGACUGCUUUUGGUCUGUUAGUAGGCCUCGUGUUUAACCAAUUCAUUUACUCAUAUAGUUAGUUAGUUAAUUUUAUUUAACGACGAUCAGCAUCUAGGCUAUUUACGUCGCGGACUAUAUAGUUUUUAGUAUAUUGGAUUUCGAAGUAUAUAUGAUUAUCUCCAAAAUGUUUGAAUUUUCCGUUUUUCUAUGAGGUCCCAAAAGUUUGAUGAUCAACAUGAAUGUGAAAAAUAAGGAAAAUAAAUUAAUCAAAAUUGUA